GAAAAUAACACUCUUCAUCAAUACGUAUUACAAGACAUCUGGAAAGUUUGUCUUUUAAGAAGGCAAAUGUUUUCAGACGAAAUAUCCAACAAAAAGGCUUCGAAGGCACCAAACGAACUGGUUUGAGCUUUGAAAUGCUCAUAUAAUCAGCCCUCUCCGCCCUGUUGUCAUCUCUAGGCACUACAUAUACAAAUUAAACAAUUUUGAGUUUGAUGACAGAUGCGUCAAGUUUGUUUACUUAUUUAACCUCAAAUAGUUGGAUUGUAUGCAUCCAAAUCUGUUCAAAUUAAAUUAAACUAUAUUCUCUGUAAGAUUCAAUGUUUAGCUGUUAGAAGCAACAGAAUUGCGUUGUGUAGUGAACUAACUGAGUUAAGUAGACAAUCAGCUUGGAGUUGGAUGCAACAACCAAAAUGAGCAACGAAAACUCAGGCAUGGAAAAAAUUAUUGAGGAAAUAAAUUCAAAAAAUGCAAAAAAACUGGCUUUUUUUCUGAUACUGUGCUUUGCCUGUUAUCAUGCUCUACUACAUGUUAAAUAUGGGACAAAUUCGUGCCGCUGGUUGCUCUCAGAUGGCCGAUAUAAGGGCGAUAAGGAAUGGCAACCAUAUGGAUGUAUGCUGCACCCUUAUACAAAAAUAGACACCAAACGUUGUUUAAGAUAUAUAGACUAUAAUGGCUACAAAACGCACUAUGCCUUUAUUGGCGACAGCAGAAUUAAGCAGCUGUAUAUGGGCGUUAUAAAACAUAUGGCUCAGAAUGAGCAAAUGCCUGUCGAGUCCGAUAAUGUGAAUUCCAAUUUGUCUUAUACUGACGACAUACUAAAUAUGAAAGUUGAGUUUUUUUGGGCUCCGUUUGUUUCAAAUGCAAUGAUAGACUUUUUUAGAGUUUGGGAGGCAUCAAAAGACCCACCGUCUGUUAUUGUAGUGGGCUCAGCGUUGUGGUCCAUUAUCAAUUCAAAUGGCUCCAAAGAGUCGGUGGAACAAUAUAAAAUCAACCUCACUAGACUGGUGCAGCCCAUUGAUCGGUUAUAUGAAAAAAAGUCCAGAAUCUUAUGGACAAUACAAGCGCCAGUUAAUCAAGAUAAACUUGUUGCUGACAAAGCGGCGGUGAAGAAUAAUUUACUGGAUUUGUAUAACAAUGCCGCUAUAGAGAUAUUGUCUGACUCAAAAGCUAAUUUAUGGUGGAGUAUUCGGCUGAUUGGGCAAGGAAUGGUGCUGGAAAGCCCUGAUGGUAUUCACUUAGCUGAAAGACCAUUGAAACACUGCACUCAGAUCUUGUUGAAUAUGUAUUGCAAUGAUUACAUGAACUUUAAUGAUGGUACUUGCUGCAGCUCAAUGGAAUCGUACACUACUUUGCAGAUUGUGACUUUUGUAAUUCUAGCUUUUUGCGUUCUAACAGCGAAUUGCAUGGGGUUGUAUCGAUUCAUUAUAAAACUUCGAGGGCGGCCGCUUCAUGACUACCAACUGGUGCCAGACGUUGAAAGCGAUGCGCCCCUUGUAAGCACUCAAAAUUACUAUUUACUUUUUACCUCUCUCACGAAAAUGUCCAUUAUUAUGGCGUAUUUCUUUAUAUGCGACCGCACGAAUUUUUUUAUGAAAGAAAAUAAAUACUACUCUGAAUUCAGUUUUUGGUUGCCAAUCGGUUAUGUAAUGGUUUUGGGUUUAUUUUUUACUGAGGACAGUAAACUGACGAAAAUUUUGCACAGAGACCAGUUAAACGAGUGCAAAGGUUGGAUGCAACUGGUAAUCUUGGUUUAUCAUGUCACAGGAGCGAGCAGGAUUUUAAUAAUAAAAAUGCAUAUCAAGGUGUUAAUAUCUUCGUAUCUGUUCCUGUUGGGGUACGAACAGUUUUCCUACGUCUGGCACAGAGGAGACAUAAGUAUUGUGAGUCUUUUCCGAAAUUUAUUUAAACUCAAUUUCAUGACCGUGACUUUGUGUCUUUGCAUGAAUAGGCCUUAUCAGUUUUACUAUUUUGGGCCUCUGCUUUCUUUCUGGUACUUGAUGAUCUACUGUUUCUUCGCAUUUCCACCUCAUAUUACAGCUCAAACGUCUGAGAACAAUUUAAAACAGUUUUUCUAUCUGCUGAUCAAGUUCGUUUGCCUUUUCAGCAUUAUAACGAUACUGUUUAUGUCUGAAGUAUUCUUUGAGAAAAUUUUCGUCACUAGACCAUGGAAAGCGUUAUUUGUUACCACCGACGAUGAUAUUCACGAGUGGUGGUUCAGAUGGAAGCUAGAUAGGUAUUCAAUUAUUUAUGGAAUGUGCUUUUCAUUAUUGCUAACUGUUGGUCAGAAAUAUAAUAUAUUUGACGAUAACAAUCAUUCGAACUUGUUUUCAAAGGGGAUGGCUCUAAGUGCUACUCUAGCCGCAUUUUUAGGGCUGGGCACCUACACGACCAUCACUUUCCUUUGCAGAAACGAGCUGGAAUGCAGUGAAAUCCAUUCGUAUGUUGUAUUUAUUCCCAUAGUGAGUUACAUUUUUCUUAGGAACAUCUCUGGAAUGCUUCGUACGCGCUAUUCCAGUUUUUUUGCAUGGUUUGGCGAGAUUCAUUUAGAACUGUUUCUGAGCCAGUACCACAUAUGGUUAGCGGCUGAUACACACGGCGUUUUAGUGCUAAUACCAGGCUUUCCUGUAUUAAAUCUUAUCAUUACCACUUUCUUGUUUGUUUGUGCUUCACAUGAGAUUCACCAGGUAACUAACACACUCCUACCAUACGCUGUUCCGAGCGAGUGGAAGCAUGUUCUGAGAAACUUUAUAUUGUUUCUAGCGAUUUUAGUACCCAUAGGUAUCAAUGAUGGAAUGUUUUAUUGAAAAAGUGGUUUGGUUUGAUGUUUUUCAAUUUUUAUUUGUCAAAAUUCGGACUAUGGACAUUGCAAUUAUCUCAAUUUGGGUCCAAUACUUGCUCUUCAAGCAGCGUUUUUUAUACAUCCAAGUUAUUACCGCAACACUCAAAUUAUGUUUUACAUACAGUACGGUACUAUUUAUUAUUGAGGUCAGUAGUAAGUAGGCUGCAGAUCAGGGAUUUCCAUUCUGAGAUAUGAUAUAGAGCUAGAAGCAUUAGAUAUUUCUACACGAUACUUUGUGAUACAUAAUUGUAUAUUGUAAUAUUUAAAAUCUGUGAUAUUAAAUGCUAAUGAAAUAUGAAAA
Molecule: messenger RNA, 3140 nt
Organism: Dendroctonus ponderosae (mountain pine beetle)
Lineage: Eukaryota; Metazoa; Arthropoda; Insecta; Coleoptera; Curculionidae
Product: N-acetylneuraminate 9-O-acetyltransferase
Exons: 6
Coding region: 411-2804 (797 amino acids)
Source: RefSeq, a predicted model, not a curated record